Culex quinquefasciatus (southern house mosquito) is the source of this 846-nucleotide messenger RNA. RefSeq lists its product as uncharacterized. The record is from RefSeq and is a predicted model, not a curated record. The transcript has 2 exons. Lineage: Eukaryota; Metazoa; Arthropoda; Insecta; Diptera; Culicidae. The coding region runs from base 320 to 841 and encodes 173 amino acids.
UCUGUAGAAAGUUAUUGUUAGUGAAGGAAUAGCAGAUGAUUUCUGAAAUUUACCUUCAUUGUGGGUGUUGUUGAUAUUUUUGUUCACUAAAGUGACUCUUGCAAUUGAAUGCUUACGAAUGAUGUCAACAACAAGUUUGUUCUUUAUUUAUACCAAUUCGGAUUUCUUUUUCGAUUUCCUUGAUGAUUCAUUCAACAUCCUUUGCGAAAAACGGUUGUUCAAAAUUGGAUAAAAUUCGAUGGCCUAUAUAAACUGAUGGAUUGUUCCAAAAAAGUCACAGUCGUCUUCCAAUCAACAACCAACCCAACCAACUGUAAAAAUGAAGGUCUUCGUCGCUCUUCUGUUCACGACUCUGGUCGCAGCCUCUCAAGCAUCCUAUCUGCCAUCGGCUUGGUCGUACGACUUGAACUCCUGGAACGGACACCUCGGUGGCUAUCCCUAUGCCAGUGGACUGUCCGCAGGUUGGCCAGCGACCUCUGUCUACGGUGGCCUGUACGGUGAACACAAGACUGUAUUCCAAGCCAACCUGGGCCAUAACGCCUAUCCUUAUGCUGGAGCCUGGUCCGGUGCCGGAUGGCCAACGACGUCCGUGUACGGUAGUCUCUAUGGUGGGCUGUACGGAGGACACAAGACCGUGGUGCAGGCCAACCUUGGCCACGAGACCCCCUAUCCGUGGGGUCAGCCAUGGGGAACGUACGGAGCCGGUGUGUACGGAGGUGCCUGGGGACAUCACGGACUCGCUCAGACUGUGGUGCCAGUGUCGAAGCAGAUCGCGGCUACUCCAGGGUCGGUUCAUGUAGCCGCGGUCCCAGUUGGUGGUGAGAAGGUCGUUGUGGUUUAGUGUUG